This is a messenger RNA of Drosophila miranda, 5240 nucleotides long. Its product is annotated as anillin-like. The coding region runs from base 56 to 4888 and encodes 1610 amino acids. The transcript is spliced from 11 exons. Gene Ontology annotation, biological process: actomyosin contractile ring assembly; mitotic cytokinesis; septin ring organization. The record is from RefSeq and is a predicted model, not a curated record. NCBI's taxonomy places the organism in Eukaryota, Metazoa, Arthropoda, Insecta, Diptera, Drosophilidae. Gene Ontology annotation, cellular component: actomyosin contractile ring.
GAUCAAUCAGCCGCUCGCAAGAUUGCGGGACACCACGAGGAGUCAAUUGAAGCGAAUGGGUGACUUGUACUCCAAUACUGCCGAGCUGUCCUCUCCCAUUCAUCGUACGGAGGCGCAGUUCCAUACAGGUGACGAUGACGACGACUCAAGUCGACGGUCUCCUCGUCAGUGCAAACAGCUAUUAGGCAAGCUGGCUGCACUGGCCGACACCGUUAACCAGUGGGAAGACGACAUAGCGCAUCACGAUGUGCACAGACCAAUUAAAGCAGUGGCAGUACCUCCACCCAAACCCAGCCGGCAGGGAAAGAAAGGACCUGCCCCGCAACCGCCUAAGCGAGACGAGGGCGACGAAGGCGGGAAAACAAAGCAAUUGAAAUGGGAUCCCAAGGUACUGAGCUCAUUGGAGGCCCAAGGUUUUCAACGCCGUGAUUCGUCCACCAUUAAACAUACCUAUGAUUAUGCCAAACAGGGAGAGGCGGCAGCCACUGCAACUGACACUGCCAAGCCGCCAGUUCCGGGAAAAUCGACGGCGGUCAGCAAGGUGGCCAGGACUUUUGGGCCCACCGCUUCAGCGGCGGUAUCCACGAAAAUAGCUUCUGUCUCUGGUACAAGCGUCAAGCCUGGCUUAGUAUCCGGGCGAGCAGCCAUCUUUGAAAACAAAGCGGGCGCUGGAGGGCAGAUGCAAGGAGGACACCGCUUCCAAAAGGAUCCGUGCGAGUUUUCACUUAAGGAGCGUAUGAAGCUUUUUGAGACCGGCAACAAUAAGGCCAUACUGCCGAAGGCUCCAAUAGCAACUGCAGCCAGCAUUACUCAGAUAAGACAAGAGGAGUCGAAAGGUGUGUGCGUCUUCGGUGGUAUAUUAAGCCUAACUCCCAUUGCUGCUUUUCCUGAUCCCAUAGCCCAUGUUGCUGCUGUGCAUCCUGUCACAGCGGCUGCUGUCUCCUCUACUGUGAGCGCUGUGGCGGCUCAAAAGCCCAAGCCAGAGAAUAAGUUGCGCGAUAAGGUGGCUACCCUUGUGGCCAAUGCCCAGUCCAGUGCGGAGAGCCGCAUUAAGGAUAUUGAUCGCCAGCGUCAGGAAGACAUGCAAGUCAUCGCAAAUCGCUUCAACAAACAGAAGGAACUCUUUGUUCCGGAGCCAGCGGCAAGAGCGACUCCAGCGCCAGCGUCCGCAUCAGUACCGGUGACACACAUGCUUGAAAAGGCGGAACAGCGCAGUCGCGCGCUCGGCAUCAGCAAAGCCAGCAAAUUUCCUUUAACCGAGUGCAGCGUAGCAUCAUCUUCGGUGGCUCAAAAUUUGGAACCCACCAAGCCCAUGCCCAACAGGAGUCACUCGCCAGCAGGUCAAAGUAUCAGCAGCAGCAGUAGCAGCAGCGGCGGCGGCAAAGUUGUGAUCCUGGACAAGGCAAUGCUGGAGGCAUCGCCGACCAAGCUGCUGCGUCACUAUGCGGCCAUCAACAAAGAAAACAUGGAAAUGGGCAUCGAGAUAAACAUAACAUCAGCCAAGGAAAUUGGGGUGCAAGUUGAAAUUCAAGAGCAAGAGGUGACGGAUGACGAGGAGACGCCUGGCGAUGCUGUGGAUAAUCCCGUCCAGGCGAUCAAUCAGCCGCUGGCAAGAUUGCGGGACACCUCGAGGAGUCAAUUGAAGCGAAUGGGUGACUUGUACUCCAAUACUGCCGACCUGUCCUCUCCCAUUCAUCGUACGGAGGCGCAGUUCCAUACAGGUGACGAUGACGACGACUCAAGUCGACGGUCUCCUCGUCAGGGCAAACAGCGAUUAGGCAAGCUGGCUGCACUGGCCGACACCAUUAACCAGUGGGAAGACGACAUAGCGCAUCACGAUGUGCACAGACCAAUUAAAGCAGUGGCAGUACCUCCACCCAAACCCAGCCGGCAGGGAAAGAAAGGACCUGCCCCGCAACCGCCUAAGCGAGACGAGGGCGACGAAGGCGGGAAAACAAAGCAAUUGAAAUGGGAUCCCAAGGGAGAGGCGGCAGCCACUGCAACUGACACUGCCAAGCCGCCAGUUCCGGGAAAAUCGACGGCGGUCAGCAAGGUGGCCAGGACUUUUGGGCCCACCGCUUCAGCGGCGGUAUCCACGAAAAUAGCUUCUGUCUCUGGUACAAGCGUCAAGCCUGGCUUAGUAUCCGGGCGAGCAGCCAUCUUUGAAAACAAAGCGGGCGCUGGAGGGCAGAUGCAAGGAGGACACCGCUCCCAAAAGGAUCCGUGCGAGUUUUCACUUAAGGAGCGUAUGAAGCUUUUUGAGACCGGCAACAAUAAGGCCAUACUGCCGAAGGCUCCAAUAGCAACUGCAGCCAGCAUUACUCAGAUAAGACAAGAGGAGUCGAAAGGUGUGUGCGUCUUCGGUGGUAUAUUAAGCCUAACUCCCAUUGCUGCUUUUCCUGAUCCCAUAGCCCAUGUUGCUGCUGUGCAUCCUGUCACAGCGGCUGCUGUCUCCUCUACUGUGAGCGAUGUGGCGGCUCAAAAGCCCAAGCCAGAGAAUAAGUUGCGCGAUAAGGUGGCUACCCUUGUGGCCAAUGCCCAGUCCAGUGCGGAGAGCCGCAUUAAGGAUAUUGAUCGCCAGCGUCAGGAAGACAUGCAAGUCAUCGCAAAUCGCUUCAACAAACAGAAAGAACUCUUUGUUCCGCAGUCAGCGGCAAAAGCGACUCCAGCGCCAGCGUCCGCAUCAGUACCGGUGACAGUAAGCAAGCCGGUACGACCCAUGCCGCCGCCGCCACCGCCGCCCAUGUCUGGCCUCUCACCAGCCAUCGCCACCAGCAAGAGGAGCUCACCUGGGGAUGCGCCAAUUAUCGACGAGGAGUCAAAACGCGCUCGCAAAUCAAAUUCAGAGCGCCUCUAUCCCGCCCUAUCUGACCUCGACUCGAGUGGAGAAAACUGCUGUGCGACGGUAACAGCCACAGCCACCGACGACAGCGACCGACAGGAGCAAGACGAAACUGAAAGUUGCAUAGAUGAGUCGGAGGACCAGUCGCAGACUAAGGACUGCAGCACCGGCAUGUGCAGCCUUGGUCGCGAGAUUAUGAAAGCAGUGCAGCGCAAUGAGGCGGAGAUACAGCAGCAAGGCAAGAAGACUGUGCGCUAUGCAGAUCAGGAUUUAUACUACAACCACGAGGGUCAGGACAGUUCGGAUAAUUCGUCGCAGGUAUCGGCGGGCAUUGACGACUAUCUGGAUGAGGCUCUGGUCGAAGACUUUGGAAGCACUCAGGAUGAUGACAGCGAUGGCGCGGACGAGCACAACUCCAGCCACCUAUCGCUGGGCAGCAAGGGUACAACUGCCUCAAAUAGCUUCUCCUUCCAAAAAAACCCGACUUCAACGAGUUUCCUGCCUGUUGACGAGCAUCAGGAGAUCAUGGACGUGCAGACGCCGCUUCUGAGCGGGGCCCAACCGGUCAGGUCGGACCUGAGCUUAAAGCAGGACAACGACAAUCUGGUCACCCUCGUCCACACAGUGAGCUUCUAUCGCCGCCAGCAGAGUGCAAAUAUCUCAACCUCUACACCGGUGCGCAAGAUAUUUCGCGAACAGCAGGUGAUGCGAUCGGCUUUGGCUGGCGACUGCCACGCCAAGCACAAGCUAGAAUACGACUCACCUCAGCAUGGCGGGAUGGCGGAGGCCGGUGCCGGAGCCAGCAUGGAUGACCACACCGAUGAUGAUGACGAGGAGCUGCAGAAUGCACGCGACUCCAAUGAUGCCACCCAGGCGCAGGACAAGAUCAAGAAGUUACUGAGCGAGGUGUGCAAGCAGCAGCAAGUUAUUGGCCAGACCAGUCAGGCCUUGAAUCUGUGCGCAGCUACCGUGGAGUUCUCCGGCUCCACAGAGUCCGUAGAGGGAGAGCGGUAUCUGUUGCUGGCAACUCAUCGUCGACAGUCCUGUUUGGAUGAGGUACAGCGUCUGCGUGUGGAAAACAGCGUCCUACCGGUGGGUGGACCAAAAGAAAAGGGUCUGUUGACUGUCAAGGACAUUAUCAUUCCGUUGCGGCAUGAGUAUUUGCGCAAAAUGGCCUCGGGCAGCAUCAAUGGCCAUCAUCUCGUUUGUCUUCUCAAGUACAACGAACACGUGCUGGCCACCAAGACUGUGUCGACCAUGCCCGGACUGGUGUCCGUUCAGUUUCCCGAUGUUCUCCAGCUAAACAAUGUCUAUGCAGACUUUCGGAUCACGCUUGGAAUCUAUGGAAUGCUGGCACAACGGGAACAGUUGCCACACGACCUCAAGUACCACAUAAACCUGAACAAGAAGGGCGGCGUAAAGACGCCAAAGAAAAAGGGAGGCGAGAAUCGCUUAGUCAUGCCACCAGUGCAGAGUCCGGCCGGCCCGCAUGUAGUGCGAACGCCUCAAUUGGUGCAAUACGGGUUCGCCAUUUUCUCGCUGCGAGAGAUACAGCGCACCAGCUGGACGCUAACCCAAGUGCUAGGCGUCAGCCCUCUGGAGGGUGUCGUCCACAUGAAGGUCAACUGUGAGCUGUCCGUGAGCGUGGAGUACAAGGGAUUCCUCACCAUUUUCGAGGACAUAUCCGGUUUUGGUGCCUGGCAUCGUCGCUGGUGCUAUCUCAAUGGCUCUGUACUCAACUUCUGGAAGUACCCCGACGAUGAGAAGAAGAAGACUCCCAUAGGCAGCAUCGAUUUGAAUGCGUGCAGCUCACAGAAAGUCACCACCGCGCCGCGCGACAUCUGCGCCCGCCUCAACACCAUGCUGCUCGAGUGCGAGCGCCCGGCCAAGGACACGGAUCAAGAGUCGCUGAUAAUAGUGCCCAACGGACGCACCACCACAAUCCGCCACCUCCUCUCCGCCGAUACCAAGGAGGAGCGUGAAGAGUGGUCCGCUUACUUCAACAAGGCUUUGACUCUGCUGCGGGCCUGGGGGCCCACCCAAUGAUGGGACUAACUAACCGCUAACAUUUUUGCAAUUGCUGUCACCCGUGACCCAUGACCCCUGACCCUAGAUCCUGACAGGGGCUCUUUAAAGUUUUCUCUUUUUAAGUUUUUUAAUGUUCUAAUUUGCAUUGCGUUUGGUUUUAUUUUUUGUUUUUGUCGUUUCUUUGUUCAGUAUUUAAAUAUUCUUCGUAUUCUACUGGCACAUGUUUGUGUUCGAGUUAGAUAUGUAUAAGGUAUUGUUUUAAUACCUUUUAUAUGUACGACCAGAUCAUGUAUAUUGCCUUUAGGAUGUGUCUCAAAAUAUAUAUGUAUGUAAAUCCCAGUAAAAUCGCUGUUACACACUGAUAACUUUA